UUAGCAACUUUUUGGCAAGAAGAAAGUUGUAUGUCAAUCUUCCCAAGAAACAGCUCUUUCCACGCUCCAAACUUCAGUUUACACUGAGAAGAAAAGUCCAAAUAUAGCUUUAAACCCUCAUCAUACUCCAAAUCUUCAAAAUCCCUUUAAACUCACAAGCAAGCAAAACUAGUGGAGAUCAAAGGAGAUGAAAGGGGGGAUUAGUUGCAGCCCGGAAGACUUCUCCAACAAAAGCCCUGAAACCCAGAUCGAAGAAGAUCUAAAGGAAGAAGAAGAAGAAGAUGAAUAUGAAGAAGAAGAAGAAGAAGAAGAAGAAGAAGAAGAAGAAGGAAUUAGCGAGAAAGGCAAGGGCAAUAAUGGAAGCAGCUCGAGCAACAGCACCGUGGAAGAAAACGGAAAGAAGGCCGGAAACUCUUCCGGGUCAGUAAGGCAAUACGUCCGGUCCAAAACGCCCCGCCUCCGGUGGACGCCGGACCUCCAUCUUUGCUUCGUUCACGCCGUUGAAACCCUUGGAGGACAAGAUAGGGCAACACCUAAGUUGGUUCUUCAACUCAUGAACAUUAAAGGCCUUAGCAUAGCUCAUGUCAAGAGUCACCUCCAGAUGUAUAGAAGCAAGAAGAUGGAUGACCUUAAUCAAGCAGUUACUUCUUCUAAUGGAAGGCUGCUUCUUGACAAUGGAGAUCAUCACCAUUUCUUUAACUUCGGCCACCUCCAAAGGCUACAAGGAUUUAACCAAACAACUAAUCCCACUGUAAGGUUCCAAGAUGCUUUAAGGAGUCAUCAAGCGAACGCGAUCUACAAUCCUUAUAUCAAUGGCGGAGCUUCAAGUAUGAUCAGACAUGGCGGCUUACAUGGGAUUUUUGGGGGAAACAUUUACGGAUCGCACAAUAACAACAACAACGUUAAUAGUAAUCAUAGUCAUCAUAAUAAUCCUCUCAGUUCAGAUUAUUUCCGAACUGCAGCGGCGAUUUCCCGGCAAUCUCCGGCGUGCAAAAACAUGGAGAAUGAGAAGCUCCAUCAGCCUCACUUCUUCCCAGCUCAAAGAGUUUUAGCUUCUCAUCAAUUUGGAAUUGGAAGCUCUCCGGCAAACCACCAGAUUCUCCUAAAGAAAUUGCAGUUAGAAAGAGGGAGAGAUCCUCCGCCGGCUCCGGCGCCGCCGCCGAAGACUCGGAACAUUCUAGAAGAGUCCGUUGGGGUUUCCCGGCCGGACGGAGCGGCGGCGGCGGCUGAAGAAACAAACACAUUGAAAAGGAAAAGUUUGCCGGAUUCUUCAUGCGAUCAUCAUCAAGUGAAUCUUGAUUUGAGUCUAUCGUUAAGGACGAGGAACGAGAACGAUCAAAAGAGACUGAAACUCGACGAGGAAGAUGCCGCCGGAGAGUACGACGUCGGCGGCGUUGAUACCACCGAUUUGUCUCUGUCGCUGUUCUCGUCGUCGGAAAAACAUCAUGGGACGACAAAGCAGCCGACAAGAAUCGAAAACAGCGGACUACAUCUCUCUUUGUGAAUCAUAUCAUCAUCAUCGUCAAAAUAUAUGAAUCUAUUAAAAAUUGUACGUUCUGAGUGAGAUUUGGAUGCAGUAGCGCAUUCUUAAUCAGAAUUGAUUAAUAUAAUGCCCACAUUUCCUAUCUUUGUCA
This is a messenger RNA of Ipomoea triloba (trilobed morning glory), 1634 nucleotides long. Its product is annotated as transcription factor HHO1-like. Lineage: Eukaryota; Viridiplantae; Streptophyta; Magnoliopsida; Solanales; Convolvulaceae. The record is from RefSeq and is a predicted model, not a curated record. Bases 188 to 1504 code for a protein of 438 amino acids. The transcript has 5 exons. Gene Ontology annotation, molecular function: DNA binding; DNA-binding transcription factor activity.